AUACUACCAGAAGUUACCUAUGGACCCUACUGAGGUCUUCAAGCGGAAAUUAUCGCACCUGCUCGACACAGCAAGGGAAGCAGGAACCAUAUCCAAGAGAGAACAUGAUUUUAUGCAGUUGAAUUUUUGGACCUCCGGAUUACGAAAAAGGAUGACUGCCUGAUGACGAAACUAUACAGAAAGGAAACAGCUACGAACAGUUUGCUUCACUAUGCAUCUUUCCACCCAGAACAUACACGACGAGGGAUUCCAGUGGGGCAGUUUUUGAGGGUGAAGCGCAAUUGCACGGAAAACCCAGAUUUCAAGAUGGAAGCCUCAAACUUGACUUCCAGAUUCCGUGAACGAGGCUACCCGAAAAAGGUGAUUUCCAAGGCAUAUCAGAGGGCCAAUAGCUCUGACCGCCAGAUGUUACUUAAAACCAACAGAAAAGACAAGAAAAGAAAGGAUGAUUCCCUGAGGUUUGUGACGACGUUCAACAACCAAUGGUCAGGUUUGAGGAAAAUUCUGCAGGACAACUGGAGCAUACUACAGUCGGACAAUAGGAUUCGUGGGAUUAUUCCCAAGACACCUCUGGUGGUAGCGAAGAGAGCUCCUAACUUAAAAGAUAUACUCACAAAGAGUCAUUUCCAGAGACCGACAAGAAGCCUGGGGAGAGGAAGAAAACUGAAGGGUUCCUUCCCAUGUGGAAGUUGUAGUGUGUGUCAACAUAUAACACCCACGGAGAAGUUCGUCAAUCGGACUAACGGACAAGACUUUCCCCUGAGAGAUUACAUCAACUGCAAGACCACCCAGGUAAUAUAUGCAUUGAUCUGCCCAUGCGGAAAGACCUAUGUGGGUCAAACUGGCCAGCAGCUGCGGAAGAGGGUGCAAAAACACCUCUCGACCAUAGCCCUGGCCAGACGUGACGCAACACUGUACAAACCCCUUACUUCUGUUGCAGGGCAUUUUUUGAAGUAUCAUGCAGGAAAAUCUAUUGGGCUACGAGUGGUUGGCCUUGAAAAAAUAACUACUAACAUUAGGGGUGGUCCAGUGACAAGGAAGCUCCUACAGGCGGAGUCAAAGUGGAUCUAUGACUUGGGGACAGAGACACCACGUGGUCUCAAUGAAGAACUCCUGUUUACAGGCUUCUUGGGGUAAGUGUUC
Hyla sarda is the source of this 1143-nucleotide messenger RNA. RefSeq lists its product as uncharacterized. Bases 163 to 1137 code for a protein of 324 amino acids. Lineage: Eukaryota; Metazoa; Chordata; Amphibia; Anura; Hylidae. The transcript is spliced from 2 exons. The record is from RefSeq and is a predicted model, not a curated record.